AUGGCGACAACACGCUGUGGUCAGCUUCUGUGCCUGACUUUGGGGAUCUUCUGCAGCGGUAUGACCGUGGCAACUGGUGGUGAUAUCAUUGGUGGGAAAGGAGGCGGGUCUGCGGAGUGCGCUGCUGGGAAAACCAAGAACUGGUCCUACGCCUUCCGUCCAGCUACAGCCUUCCCAAUGGUGAUGCACCUGCAGCGGAUCAAUGCCACCUGGCAGCACCUGCAGACAGCUGAACAGCUGUUAGAGCAGAUAAAGAGUAUCGCGGAUCGCCUGCCGAUGACGGAUUGCUCAGACAUUUUCAAGUUGUCGAACGGAAUAGCCAAGAGCGGCGUGUGGGCCGUACGCCCGGCGGGGGCAAACCACACGGUCCCCGCCUACUGUCGCAUGGAGGGCGGUGAGGGUUGGACGGUGCUGAUGCGUCGCCAGGACGGCUCCGUGGACUUCUACCGCACCUGGGACGAGUUCAAGCGCGGCUUUGGGGACCCAACCGCAGAGCACUGGCUCGGCAAUGACGUCAUCCACUUUCUGACCAAUCAGGACAACUACAAGCUGAGGGUGGACUUGGAGACGUGGGAUGGGGAAACGACCUACGCCGAGUACAGCACCUUCUUUGUCGCAGACGAAGCCUCGGCGUACAAGCUGACCGCGGGUCGCUACAGCGGUACCGCCAAAAACUCUCUCUGGCGCAUCAAAGGCAGGCCUUUCGUGACCUGGGACAGGGACACCGAUAGCCAGAUGGCCCGGAAGUAUACGAGUGCGGGGUGGCUAUGCAACCCGUAUGUCGCCAACUUCUUUGGUGUGUAUUACACUCCGCAAACCGCGCCGGCCGAAACCAAGAAUCUCAAAGAUGCUAUGAGUUGGACCACCAGGUUAUCACGCCCUUCUAAAAUCACCUGGUUGAAGUUUGUUGAGCUCAGGAUCGCUCGCAAAGUUCCGUGA
This is a messenger RNA of Branchiostoma floridae (Florida lancelet), 939 nucleotides long. Its product is annotated as fibrinogen-like protein A. The record is from RefSeq and is a predicted model, not a curated record. The transcript has 3 exons. The coding region runs from base 1 to 939 and encodes 312 amino acids. NCBI's taxonomy places the organism in Eukaryota, Metazoa, Chordata, Leptocardii, Amphioxiformes, Branchiostomatidae.